UGAAUAUGAUUACCUACACACAUGUAAACAAACUACCCCAGUAGCGCAAGAUCGGUUAUUUUUAUUAAUAUAUGUUUCCAUAAUGCACACAAAUUAUUUUAUUUGAAAACUGUAUUGCAUUUUUACUUUCUACGUCCAAGUAGAUUGCCCGAGGAGUGCCAGACGGUUAGCUACGUGUGUCAUUUACAGGUUCAAUUUUAUGGAGUUCUGAUAAUCUAUGUCUAAUAAACCAAGGUAUAUUUUACGUUUUUUGAUUUUGCAAAGCCAACAACAACGCAAAACCCAGUUACCGGCGACGGACAAGUAAUGAAUUAUGCAAAGUUUGUAAAGGAAAAACAAACCAAAGCGAAUACGCCGGAAAAUGGACUUCUAACUGCUUUACUAGGACUCAAGAACAGUGAAAACUUUACAAUAGUCAAUAAUACGCAUGUUGUGGAAAAGGUAGAUGAAGCUGAGUUAAGUGCUGCCAGACAGAUGCGUAUGUACUCGCCAACUACAGUGCAAAGACCUUCCUAUUUAUCAUAUGGUCCAGGAUACUGGAAGUUGAAUGUGUUGAAAAAUGGGAAAUAUCCUGACGGCAUGUAUGGGUUUAGCCGUAAAUCGGAUUUUCCACAACUGGCAGCCUACAGAGCUCCAUUUCCUCCAAAGAGUGUCAUUAACGUUAUGAAAUACGUUACGGGACCACCGCGUCGUCCUCCGCCCGAUUUUAUGGUCGCCCAAGAGUCGGGUAAUCGUUAUUUUCCUAUACAAGCCGCCGGCGAUGUUAAUAAUCACUUACCAGAAGUACUACAGCCACCAAAAAUAGGGUCAAGAAGGUUUCGUAAUAGAUACGGCCCACCGGUAUAUCUGAAUCCUCCGAAAACCAUUGACUCAUUACCCGACGAUUUUAUGAAACCACCAGAUCCAAACGCUGGAUAUGCAAUGAACUUUGAAAAUGUCGAUUUACCUGUGGACCUAACUGUUCAUGAAGAAUCAUACAAUAUACCAACACAUACAGACGUUGUAUUUCAUACCCCUAGAUCACCCGUAGUAGUCAAGCCAAAUCAAGUAAAGAAGCUUAAGAAGGCAAAACCAAAAAAUAAGAAACCAAUUAGAAUGAUGUUAGACAUUUAUCCGAUUACUGAAAAUGAAAACCAUCAGCAGCAAGACCUCGAACAGGAUGAAGCAGAAGAAGAAAUAGAAGAAGAAAAGGAGCAAAUUACUGAAGCAGAUUCUGUACAUAAUGCAUUUAAACAUAUUAAACAAAAUAGCGCAGAAAAUUUACUGUUACAUUUAAAUUUAUUUCCAAAAUUCAGCCAAAACGGUCGACGAAUGUCAGUAAAUUUUGAAGAAAACCCGACAUCAUUACCAAUAGUACACUUAACAACAAGUGAAACGCUAGUUACUCUGAAAAGUCAGGGUGAACAUGAAAGAGGAAAUAAACAGGAAUAGUUAUUAUUUAAAAAUUUAAACGUAAAAAUAAUUCCAUUGUUAAACCUGUUAAAUUUUUUUUUAUAAUAUAGUUACGGUACCAAUAAAUUGUUACUCAAAUUUUUUA
Daktulosphaira vitifoliae (grape phylloxera) is the source of this 1537-nucleotide messenger RNA. RefSeq lists its product as uncharacterized. The record is from RefSeq and is a predicted model, not a curated record. The transcript has 5 exons. The coding region runs from base 307 to 1431 and encodes 374 amino acids. Lineage: Eukaryota; Metazoa; Arthropoda; Insecta; Hemiptera; Phylloxeridae.